GAGAAGAAUACCAACUUAAUUAGAUUUGAACGAUGGAGGCCUUUGUCCCUCCUACAGCGGCCUAUGUGCAUGCGUUGUCCACCAUGUUAUUUAUUACCAGGUGGGCAUGGUAAAGAACCGAACAUCAGCCAGGGCCUUAGCAUUGAAAUGCUUAGACUCGCUGGGUAAGCAUUUUUAUAUGUGCAGUCACCAUGUGUUUAAUGCUAUGAAAAUAUAGCAUCUGUCUUUCCGGAGUACAUUUUAUGCUCACGUUCAUCAUCUGCACGCGUAGCGCCGUUGAUUUUUUCCUUCUUUUGGCGCUCGCUUUGGUUCAAAGGCUUUGGAGUAAUGCGGGGGCGAUCUAACGCGCCCCAGCAGCCUGUAUCUGAUAGCAACUGGCAACGGAGUGCUAAACGAGGGUAUGCUUUUAGUGGGAUGGUAACCACCAACCAAGGUCUGGGUGAAACCGUAAUCGACUCGACAUUCGGAGAUUCGGCGGAUGAUGAGACAUGAGGCAUGGAGAAAAACGCACAGGCUGAGGAAGCCUUGAUUGCAAAGGCCAUUGGUGCCGCAGCGCUACGCCAUGCUAUUCGAGCUGCCGAGCUGUAUAUGCAGGCUGCUGGAACGGCAUCAACCAAGUCUGAGGCAACAAGACUGCGUCAUAAAUGUCAGAGUUUGAUUGCACUUGCUGAGAAGCUCAAAGCUCAAAACAACGCAACCCUGAGCAGUGGCUAUCCCGAUAUCCUGACCAAAUCCUCCAAGCUUCACGGCAAUGUCUUUCCAGCAUGGACCUCGUCUCCAUUGGACCAGGAAUUUCAAAUUCCUCCAGGUGGCAAUCUUUUCACCGAUGAUGCCCCGUUUGCUUUGUCACCGUCACAAGCAGAGAACUUUGCUUCGUGGAGUCGGCCUCAGGAGUUGUUUGCAGAAGAAACUGAGAUCGAUGAUGAGUCAGUUAUGAUUGCAACGAGAGACUGCAACUUCGUUCAAGACAUCACUACGGACUGCUCUGUCGUUGCCAGCUUAUGUGCGGCGCUUGAAGUCUUGGUUGGCAAGCAUGCCGUACUGUCCUCAAUAUUUCAUCCGUUUGAUCGUAUCCAUGGACGACCUCGAGUAUCACGCUCAGGAAAAUAUGUGAUGAAGAUGAAUUUCAAUGGGUGUUCCAGACGAGUUGUCAUUGACGACAGACUGCCUGCCUCGAAGACAGACCGCACAUUAUUUGUUGUUGAUCGGCGGAAUCCUACCUUAGUCUGGCCUGCGCUUCUCGAGAAAGCAUACUUAAAGGUUCGCGGAGGAUACGAUUUUCCAGGUAGUAACUCGGGAACUGAUCUGUGGGUGCUGACGGGAUGGAUUCCCGAACAAAUUUUCUUACAGCGUGAAGAUUUUGAUUUGAAUGAGACUUGGAUCCGUAUCAAGCGCGCAUACGAUGUCCAAGAUGUCGUUAUAACCCUUGGAACAGGUAGAGUAUCGGCAGAAGAAGAAGAAGUCAUGGGUCUCGUUGGUGAGCAUGACUAUGCUGUCCUUGAGUUGGACACUACUGGAGAUACUCGCAGGCUUUUGAUUAAGAAUCCAUGGUGCAAUGGCCCAAUAUGGACAGGUGCAGGUUGGGCUACACCACAGCAGUCUCCAGCGCCGAGCUUAUCAUUAGCAGAUGAUGGCCAUGAGAGCCCUGCGUCCGCCGGUACACUAUGGGUUGCUCUUGAAGACGUAGCCCAGCAUUUUGAGUCCAUGUACCUCAACUGGAACCCAUCUCUUUUCCCAAAUCGAACUGAUCUGCAUUUUCGCUGGGAAAAACCUGCUAGCCACGCAGCCUCAUCUCUAAUUGAAAACAAACAGUUCUCUGUGACGCCUGCACAGGCAGGACCAGUUUGGAUUCUUAUCAGUCGACAUUUUGUGGACGCUGAGCUUGAUAUCAUGCGAAAACAGGCAGGAUCCAUGGCUGCAGUAUCGCAACAGCUCGGAUAUAUGAGUAUUCUGGUUUUCAAAAACAAAGGCAAGCGAGUACAAGUUAGUGGCGAUGAGAUAUACUGUGGCCCGUAUGUGGACUCGCCGCAAACUCUUGCUAGGCUCGAUGCCGAUGCCAACACCAGUUAUACCGUCGUUCUCGACCAGCAAGAGCUUCCAUUGCCAAGCUACUCAUUCACAUUAUCUGUAUUCUCUCACAACAGCGUCUCACUCACAGAAGCAAAUGAAGAAAUGUCCCAUUUUGCUGAACAAGGUGGUAGCUGGACCAGACGCACAGCUGGAGGCAAUUCGUCAUGCCCAACAUACUUCAUCAACCCCCAGUAUAAGCUGACAAUCGACAAAGCGUCACCAAUAUCCAUAUUGAUCGCUUCAGAUACGAGAGAUAUCCAUGUGCAUGUCGAUUUGGUUUGGGCAUUCGGUCGCCGAGCGGUCUCUGUACGAGCCAAGGAUGUUGCAACAUCGUCAGGUGAAUACCGCAAAGGCUGCGCUGUUGCCAGCCUCUCCAUCCUACAGCCAGGAUCAUAUACCCUGAUAUGUUCGACAUUUGAGCCCGGCCAAAUCGCCAAUUUUGCGGUACGAGCGUCGUCAACCACCUCUGUUAGCCUGGAGCCUGUGCCUGCUGAUGCGGCGGGCAGGCUGCGCAAGACUCUUAACCUUCUAAAGUUAGCGGAGCAUGAGGAGAGAUAUCGUGUACCAAUCAGUGCAGCUUGGCUGACGAGAAGCUAUGUAUGUGCCAGGCAUGUUUUACCCAAAAAUGCAGAGUAUGGUUCGCGCAGUGCGCCGUCGCUGAUGAUUCGCCUAUCAAUCGUCCACGGUUGGGGAUCGCAGCAAGUUUUGCUUGCAGAGUCGGGUGAAGGAGAGUUCCAGGAAACAUCCACAGUCAUUCGUACACCUGAAUUUGAUAUUGAGCCAAGCAGGGUAGAGCGAGAGGGCAUGUGGCUGAUUCUAGAAACAAUUGGCAUGCGUCACUCUAUCACGGCCAUUGAGAGUGACGUCUUUAGCGAUUCAUCAGUUGAAGCGGGUGAAUGGGAAAUAUGGUAGUCAAAAAGCAUAUUCUUUUUAUGGAUGUUAAUUAUAGCUUGUUACAAGUCAUGGGGUCGAGCAUAAAUGUAUGUUAGAUCAUCAAGGUAUAUAUAUAUAUUGCCAUGCAGAGGUCGGCUGAUUACAAUGCUAGUAGUAAUAAAUCCGCUAAAAUCAUUGUGCUCAUCGCUUAAAAGACACACUACGAGGAACUAUUGCCCCGUCUCCUUCUGCCACGAUUAGGACCGUCGGGUCGCUGGGCUAGCACAUCACGCAAGAGGGGGUCGUCUUUAUCCUUAUCAACAUGAUGCACUCGUACAUGUCUGUCCCUUGCUGUUAGCCCAAAGAGUUUCUCAUCACGGUUGCUAAAGUAUCUCACCUCUGUAAGUUAUCCGGACGGGGGUAGCGAUGUUCUCUGUCGGGACAAAAUGGGCAGAUAUAUCCAGGUGAAUCAUGAACAAGCCCGUGCCGAAUCAUUUCAUUUUUCCUUUUGAAUCCCUUCCCACCUUCGCUGCGAGGACAACCCUGUACAGGACAAUAAUGAGGUCGAGCAGAAGAAUGUACAUUGGCGUGAGAGUUGAGUAGAUACUGUGUCUGGAACGGUUGGGCUUUGCAUCCGGGAUAUGAACAGACAAAGCUGCCUGCCGUAGUGCUGGAUACAGUAUCGGCCUGUGAUAACGACGGCGACGUGAUGCCUGCUGAUACAGGACUUUCACUGUUGUGAGCUGAAGCAUUACUACGCAUAGAGCUGUCAAAUGGCGAGCGUCCGGUAGAUGAGAUGGGUGGCAUUUGUAUUGUUACAGAGCCUCGAGGCGGCAAGGACACUCGGUAACUUUGGUCUGGGGACAUGGGAGGUGAAGGCGCCAUGUUAUGAUUGCGAUGUUGAGAGUGGCCAAAUGCAGACUCGUGGCUAGAUCGGUUGGUUACCCUGGGUUCAAUGCCUCUACUCGAUUCCAGCGGCGGAAGAGUGUUGAGGUCUCCGAGGGUAGAGCGAAUCGAAGGGAGUGACUGCACUCCCUGGUCCAGUCUUGGGUAGUCAAUCUGAAGAGGAGGCAAUUCCCCGCUUGGCGUUAGUAUAUCGGGAGCCAUUCUCUUUUCAGAAGGUCUGGCGUAGUCAUGCCGGCUGCGGGGGACUUGGUCGGGAUAGGUGGGCGAACAGUCAUCGUGGAUGGAGAGGAACUGUGUUGACGAAGAUAUAUCCCGAUGGUACUGUGAAAGAAGGGCAUCGUCGCCGUUGUCGGUGCGGUAGUUUGUGUGCAUCUUUUUAUACACUGUAGAGGUGUGUGGGAGAUCUGGUGGUGUAGAGAUCCUACACCGGGUCGAGUUUGAGUAGCCUAGGAGCUCUGGCGAGACGCUCGGCGAUGAGUCGACGGGCGUUAGCGACGUUCUAGGAUGCGGGAUACUCCUUGGAGUAAUUGCUGGCUGUCUUGGCUGCUCCUGUUGACGACUCCCUAGUUGUGAUGAAUAGCAGUCCCUUUGGCGGUGGAGGGACGUCAUUAUUUGCUGGUCCUAGUGGUAGCCGGAAAAGAAGCAAACUACUGCUUGUAGCUCUGAAUUGACCCGACUGCAAAUUCCGACCUGUCGGAAGGUUCUUAUAUCGAGAAGUCAGAUGUGGUUGAAAUGGUGGUGUAAAAGAGUGAAUUUGCCAGACUUGGGUGCCCCGAGUAUACUUCGUCUGACAGCGUAGACGCCGAUGCUGACGGGUUGUUGGGCUUGACUCUUAAGGACAAUUAGAACACAAGAAAGGCGUUUGACAAGCGAAAAGACGCUUGUAAGUGUUGCUAUAUUAAUUCCAACAAUCUUUCGGAUAACUUCCUCGCUUUGUGCUAAUAGUCAGGAGCGCUUUAGGUCGCUGUUGUUCAGUCAGGCGGCUUGGCUGACCCGAACCAAUGCUCCGGGAUCAAUAUAAGACAGGCGAGAAUGCAAUGAGCACGAUAUUGAAGGAAGAAAGGAAAGAGAAACCCAAAAGAGAGGAUAAAGUAAUUACAAGAGACGCCAGCCGAAGAAGUGUAGAGGAAGUAAGAUGAGGAUGAUGCGAAUGGAGAGGUGGGCGGCGGCUGAGCGACAAAGGUGAGAGAAGGAGGAGGGAGUCCGGGCCAAGACAACCGAAGCAGGCAAGGCGCCACGAAAGAGAGUAAAGUGACGGGGUUUGGUUGCAGGUAUGGGGGAUAGCGUACGCG
Messenger RNA from [Torrubiella] hemipterigena, 5141 nucleotides. NCBI's taxonomy places the organism in Eukaryota, Fungi, Ascomycota, Sordariomycetes, Hypocreales, Clavicipitaceae. The record is from the annotation of a GenBank genome assembly.